AUGUGGAGCGUCUACACAAAGCAGUUCGAGCCCGGAGCGUGGGUCGUGCUGGUGUUCCUCAUUCUGAGCCUUGUGCUGAGUUUGUUCGUCGUGUCUUGGUGGUCGAUUCAUGAAGUCAAGCUUUCGAUCAGUGAUUCUGCCUUGGCUGUUGUUGGUGCUCUCCUUUCCCAAGGUUCGCCGCUCAACUUUCAAACGGCAGCGGGACGGACAGUGGUGCUGACGACGCUGUUCCUGCAAGUGCUGACUCUGGCCUUCUACACCAGCAACUUAGUCUCGGCUCUGGCUGCGGGGCCUCCCUUGCCGGUCUUCAAGAAUCUCCAGGAUAUACACAAUGAAAAAUCCUUCACCUUCGGCUUCCUCAGAAGUUCCUCGAACGCCAACGACUUUCGGCUGAAGGACGAAGACCUCGUGGCCAGCUACACCGUCGGGAUGGAGAGGGUGUUGCGGGAGAAAUACGCUCUGCUCAUUUCGGAAGUUUUUUAUGCGUUGAACUUCGGGCGCCACUGCAAGGUCUUCAUGCUUCCCGCCGUGUACUUCCCAAACUACCUCUCCUUCGCUCUGCCAAAGGACUCUCCGCUCGUUCCCAUCCUCAAUAAAGUAGUCGUGGACAUCCUCUCUGCCGGACUGAUGAGGAAGUGGUGGCUGGAGACCUACGACAGUAACACGAAAUGCAACCUCCUCGAAACGGCGCCCAUCGAGCUGAAGACUGUCCUCACGCCCUUCCUCCUCCUGGGCCUGAGUAUCCUGCUGGUGCUCGGGGUCUUGGCUGGCGAGCUGGUCGUUUCCAGGCGGGCCCUCGCGAAAGACCUCGUCAACCGUCAAAAGUCGGUCGUGAUGCAUUUUAACUUCCCCAUCAACCCCGCCCUCGCACCUAUCCUCACGCUAUGGACAACCGUCUCCUCGACGUAA
Messenger RNA from Penaeus chinensis, 909 nucleotides. RefSeq names its product probable glutamate receptor. Lineage: Eukaryota; Metazoa; Arthropoda; Malacostraca; Decapoda; Penaeidae. The coding region runs from base 1 to 909 and encodes 302 amino acids. The record is from RefSeq and is a predicted model, not a curated record. The transcript has 5 exons. Gene Ontology annotation, molecular function: ligand-gated monoatomic ion channel activity. Gene Ontology annotation, cellular component: membrane.